Messenger RNA from Penicillium manginii, 2937 nucleotides. RefSeq lists its product as uncharacterized. The coding region runs from base 1 to 2937 and encodes 978 amino acids. NCBI's taxonomy places the organism in Eukaryota, Fungi, Ascomycota, Eurotiomycetes, Eurotiales, Aspergillaceae. The record is from RefSeq and is a predicted model, not a curated record. The transcript has 6 exons.
AUGACGGACGACGCUGAGAAACGGGCGCCAUUGCUCAUGCAACGUCCGCCAAGUUUUGGAGUUGACCUAGCCGAAUUCUCAUUCAUGAAACCAGCUUCACGUAACCAAGGAUUCUCGUUACGUGGCAUGCCAAAACCAGGACGCAUCAACCCUCCUCCGCUUGGAGUCACCAAUCUCGCAAUCCCGAAGACGAUGGGAUUUGAAAUUUUGAAACCCUUGGCUGAAGACCGCCACAGUCCAUCCAACUCUCGUCCCGAAGCAGUUUCAUCCGAAUUGCAGGCCAGCAGCACCGAUAAUCAACUACCCCCGCAUCUACGAAAGCAGCCACGAUCUGGCCCCAGAUCUGCUCAUAAAGAUCUCACGGAUAUGGCAGAGAAUACUGCCGAUUCUAGACGAGACAAAAUUCACGACCCCUUGACUCGGAAAGUCAACCCCGCUCGGGCUACGAUCCGUUCGAGUGAUGGAUCCAGGGUUAUCAAAAGUCGGCGUGAGAGUAAAGCUCCUCAGAUGAACGAAGAAAGGCUUUUUGAGCUCCUCAUUGCAAAGAUGAGAAUCCGCGAAGAGAAGGAAGCGGCCACUGCGGACAUGCAACAACAGCUGGAGACAGACAAUGCACAGCUGAAAAGGGAGAAUCAGAGCCUUCGGGGCCAGGGAAAGAUAUACGAGGAGAGGCUUCUGAGUAUGGAAGCCGAAAUCAAAUCCCAAGAGUGUCGGAUGACCAGCUGGAAGAAAAAGAUCGCCAGGUUCAAAGAAAUUAUCAAUGAACUCGGCCACGACUUCGAAGCGCUGCGACUCGACUCGGAUAGAUUGAAGGCGACUACGUUGUCUCUCCAAGAUGAACGGCACGCUUUGACCAGCUCUAUUGAUGUGAUCAAACUUGAAAUUGUGCGAGCAGAAGGCACAAUAGAUGAUCAACGGAUGGGAAUUGUCCAAUAUGAGAAGCAGGUGGCGGGGCUGGAACAAGCCCUCCUUGCCUCGAGAGAUCAGCUCGAGGAAUCUAUUUCCAGCCUGGCCAAUGAGAAGAAGCGAACCAAUACCCUGGAGUCAUAUAUCCAAAACUACUCUCGUAGUCAGAUCAGACAGGUCAAUCUUCUCAGAGAAGAUCACGCGAAGUUGCUGGAGAAGCUAAUGUCAAGACUGGAGGACAUUUCCGAAUCUUCAACCAACACUCGAGAUGUGGUUUUGUCCGAAAUCAGGACUACUUUCGAGGAAUGCCGGGAUUCGGUUCGAGAACUGGGAGAACGAUGCUCUGCUGAAACAAGAGACGUUCAAGACUCUACAAACACCAUCCACGAUGUUGCUGCCCGAAUCGAUGUAGUGGCAGCACGUUUGAUGGCAGAUGCUGAAUCAACCGCCAGAAUGAACCUCCAAGCUUUGCAAAGCAUUGAGGCGAACACAAAGAUGAUUGAAAGCAGUUGUGGCCGGGAUUCGACCCUUUCUAAACAACUUGAUCGCUGCACCACUGCUCACGGAUCUCUAGACAAUACACUGGAAAGCUUUUCACCUGUUGUGAAUGAUCUUGAUGCCUCGGUGAAAUCUUUGACAGCAAGCGGAAAUAAUCUCGUGCAUGAGUUAAAGGACCUGAGUCACAGAUUGUGCGAGCCUCAACCCCCACCUAACAAUCCGAUACUUGAGCUGGAAGUGUCGAAAACAUUCUCCGAGAAUACCCAGCUCCAACUUCGUCUUCAAACCAUCUCUUUUGAGGCUGAAAGUCUUCGCCAGAGUUUGCACGAGCGAGAAACUGAGAAUCAGAAACUGCAAAAAUCGAUGGCAGAGUCGGAUAGAAAGUACCAAUCUUUGGAACUUCGCGGGAUACAACUGGAAGCGGAGAAUACUUGCUUGCACGACCAAAUGAGAUCUGUCAAGGAAGAUGCUCGGAACAUGAUAGAAGAAGGAAAGGUGACCUCUAGAAAUGAGAUGCAGCUUCAUCACGACCUACAAACUGGUAUCAUUGAGAAGGAGAAGGAAAAGCUCAAGGGCGAGGUUGGGAUGGUCCUCGGUCAACUGCAGGGAGUUCAGGACUCUUUGAUCAACGCACAGAAUAUGAUCGAUGAGCAAAAGGAGGAACGUGUGGCACUGCUCCGCGAAUCCGAGCAACAAGUUAAGCAUCUGACUGAAACAAACUCCGAGAUCACGACACGAAUGAACAUUCAAACAACAGAGAUACAACGGUUUCAAGAGUCUGACGCAGCGUCUUGCUUGGAACGGAAUGACCUACAAGAGCGGCUCAGACAGGCGCAUGAACGGGUUCAUGAACUGGAACAAAACAUGGCUUCGAAUACAGCAAAUGAACCCCUGAAGCAAGUUCCAAGGAGUGGCAUUGUAACCUUCUCAGAGAUCCAGGAACAGCUUUCGGCACAACGUGCUCCUUCGCCCUACUAUGAUCCAGGCGACUUUGCGAUGCUGUUCAUGUCGGAUGAUGUGUGUCCCUCGUCGCCAUUCAGUGUAGACAACGCGAAGAAACCCGCUAUCAACCCCCAGAAGGAGCCAGAAAACAUUCAGACCGAAACGGCCCCAGUUCAUGAGAUGGUGAGUGUACCUACCUCGUCCCCAAAGGUUCACCGAUCUCCAGAACAACCCAACCGAAAGGCAGUGAACUUCAAGCCACAAGCCUCGAGUAAAUUGGCCGCGAGAACUUCUAGUGCUAGCCCCACCUUGACGCAGGCGCAGCAGGAUAUAUCAGAGCGUCCGAGCAAGAUGACAAAACAUGUUCACAAAUGGACAUAUAGCCGUGUUCGGAGCUCAGGCACCGAAAUCCAGCCUGAGCAGCCCGCUGGGUCCUCGCAUAUGCCCACGGCGGAGCGGCGAACGAGUCCGAAGGGGCUAGUUUCAGCCAGCAGUGGCAACAAUGCGUCCAAACGUACUGCCAGUCGUGGUCGAGGCAAGCGUCGAUCAAGAGCAGGAGAGCGCUACAGCGCCCGUUUCAGCCAAGAAUGA